Numida meleagris (helmeted guineafowl) is the source of this 1454-nucleotide messenger RNA. It is a transcript of the gene DRC12, whose product is annotated as coiled-coil domain containing 153. NCBI's taxonomy places the organism in Eukaryota, Metazoa, Chordata, Aves, Galliformes, Numididae. The record is from RefSeq and is a predicted model, not a curated record. Bases 157 to 969 code for a protein of 270 amino acids. The transcript is spliced from 5 exons.
UGACAGGCUGCAAGAGCACCCAGUUCGCUGGAGAGAUGUGGCCUGGCAGGCGAGGGCUGACAGUGAAGGGCUCCAACGGAGGCUGUGAGAACUGGAGCAGGCACUGGAGCGGGCACAGGAUGACAAGCGAGACAUGCAUGAAGCCCCAAAGCACCCAUGCCAUUGGCAUGCCAAGACUCUGGCUGUGCACUCACUGCACCCCAGCUGCUGUGCUCUGACACAGAGCAGACCACAGAGCCUGCAGAAGUCACUGCCUCGACGCUUCCUUCAGUGUUUGAGAAGGAGAUGGUUUUAGCAGAGGUAAAACCUCAGCCAGAGGUUUGCGGUCUUUGCCACAUGCAAAACUCCGUGCUCAUUUUCGCUCUCCCACGCUCAGCAGAGGUUGAACAAACCUUCCACCCCCACUCCCCAGGGCUCUCUCUGGCCCCUGCCACAGCCCAGUGGGACAAGGAGAGGAGGCACAGCCACUCCAGGUGCACAGGCUGCAAGAGAAAUCCUCAGUUCUCACUUGCUGGAGCCCUGGCUGGCCACAUGUUCUGGAUUCCCAGCACAGGGACUGCCUGCUUGUCCCUCCUAUUGUCACCAUUUGUCCCUUUCUCCUCUCCCUGGCUCCCAGAAAUGACCCGGCAAUACCAGGAGCUGCAGAAACAGACGGCAGCACACAGCCAGCACUUGGAGGCAAAAGUGAAAAGCCUGCAGGAACAGCUGGCCACCAGGCUGCAGGAGAGCCAGCACACCCAGCAGGCUGCCACCAAGGCACUCACAGAGAGGGACAGGACCAUCGCCCAGCUGCAGGGCAGAAUGGACAUCAUGCAGAGGGAGUACGAGAAGAUUCUCCACGGUAGCCUGGACCUGGUGCUGAACAAGAUGGCAGAGGCCAGGCAGCACUGGGAGGAGGUGAGCACAACCAUCUGCCUGGAGCACAAGCAGCGCCUGCAGGAGUUCGGCCUCAACCCCCUGGAGAUGUAGCACCCGGUGACCCCCAGGGGUCUCAGCCUCUGUCAGCACAGCUGCCCCAGGGUCCUGUCUGUCCCUUGGACGUGCUGCUGAGUGACAGACCCCCCCAGCACACCACUCACGUGAACGGCAGCAUGGAUUUGUCCUUUAAUCACUCCCCAAAGCGGUGAUGCGGAAACAGUGCCAUGAUGGGUGCAGGUCCCACCCAGCAGUUUGCAGAGGAGGAGCACGAGGGAGAUGUCCAUGCAGGGCAGACCUGAGCCCAGCUGAGAGCUGGGGGGUUCCUCCAGCACCCUGUACCACUGCUGCUCCUUUUCCACUUGGCCCAAGGUCCAGCCCCCUGGGUCAUGGCGCGGAGGGCAGUGCCUUGGCUCUCCUGGGAGCAAUCCAGAGCCCCGAGCUGAGCAUUGUGUCCCCAAAUAUCCCUGGAGGCAUGGGUCCGUCUUCAGGUUACUGCUACAUUCAAUAAAAGCUUGAGGCCAACCUCGGCCAGUGGA